Drosophila ananassae is the source of this 1409-nucleotide messenger RNA. Its product is annotated as trypsin beta. The transcript has a single exon. Bases 542 to 1348 code for a protein of 268 amino acids. The record is from RefSeq and is a predicted model, not a curated record. Gene Ontology annotation, molecular function: serine-type endopeptidase activity. NCBI's taxonomy places the organism in Eukaryota, Metazoa, Arthropoda, Insecta, Diptera, Drosophilidae. Gene Ontology annotation, biological process: proteolysis.
AAAUCAUUGCUUUGUGGUAGUUUCGUAGUUUUUUUUGUAAAACAAUUACUUGACCUAUUAAAUUAUAAAUUUAUUUAUAACCUUUAUUGUUCUUACUUUUUGCGUAUUACACGAAUCGUAAAUUCCUCAAGAUAAAGGGAUAUGACACACUUCUUUAAUCCACCUUAUCACAUACUUAUGUCUUCUUAAUGCAGUUGCGAAAGGAGUUAAAGAUUGUUCUUCAGAACUUUAACCUUUUGUAUUUUUUGGCCCAAGAUAACUUAGUAAGAGUACUAAUACCUAUGAAAAGUUUUAAUAUAAGUAUUACAACUAAACGUUUGGCUUUCAGACGGUCAUGAUUUUAUUUUUGAUAUGUAAAGUAAAAAAAAAUCUUAGACGAAGUCUAAUCUAGAAUUGCUGAAGGGGUUUUUAUGAUAAGCCCUAAAUUAAAUUUCUUAUCAAUCGUUCUACUGGCGCUAGUACAAUUGGUACCAUGAUUUGAUUUAAAAAGGCUCCGAUAGAGACUUUUUAUAAGUAGUUUGAAAAAGCCUGCCGAUCAGAAAUGUCGAAACAUAGCGCACUUUUGUACAUUGCAGUUGUGCUCCUAGGAUUCUGCGAUUUCCUUGGGGAAGUCCAAGCCCAACCCAGUCCCGAAGGACGAGUUGUGGGUGGCACGGCGGCGGCGGUGAAUAGUGCUCCCUUCAUAGUGUCCAUCCAGUACAAGAAUACCCACUACUGCGCGGCCAGCAUCCUGAAUGCUCACUGGCUGGUAACUGCCGCUCACUGCCUCUCCAAUCAUGCCCAGGUCCUGGGCAGCACCUUGGUGGCUGGCAGCAUCGAGGUGGCGGGCACUGCAAGCACCACCCAAAGGCGUCCUAUCUCAUACUAUGUGAUUAAUGACUUGUAUACUGGUGGAGCCGUGCCCUAUGACAUCGGAUUGAUCUACACACCCACCGCGUUCGUUUGGUCAGCUGCAGUGGCCCCAGUGAAGCUUCCAUCUGCCGGCCAAGUGCCAACCGGAUCUGCCAAUCUCUAUGGUUGGGGCAGCACCAGCAAAAGCCAGACUCCGUCUUUUCCCAAGACGCUUCAGGUAGCCAAGAAUAUACCCAUCAUUAAAACGGAUGCCUGUGCCGCAGCUUUGGGCGACAAGGGCAGGGAUGUGCAUUCUACCAACUUGUGCACUGGUCCUCUUAGCGGAGGGAUCAGCAUUUGUUCCGCCGACUCAGGCGGUUCACUCGUGCAAAAUAACGUCCUUAUCGGAAUAGUGUCCUGGGGAAAAAUACCAUGUGGCUCGGUCAACUCGCCAUCUGUCUAUGUUCAAGUUUCUUCAUUUAUUUCUUGGAUAUCCAAAAACCAAGUGAUUCGAUAAAUUCUAAAUAGUCCAUGAUAACAGAUCAAAUAAAUAAACAAAAUGGAACAUUAAGUGGAAA